Effrenium voratum is the source of this 804-nucleotide messenger RNA. The record is from the annotation of a GenBank genome assembly. Lineage: Eukaryota; Dinophyceae; Suessiales; Symbiodiniaceae.
AUGGCAGAUGCCCAGAGCGGUGCGCCGAGUGCCUUGCUGGCAGAGAUCGAGGCGGCCUAUGUCUCGCCCUUCGGGCCUGGAUCUUUGCCGUCAAGGCCCAGGACCUUGAAGUCUCCGCCGAACUUCAUGCUCCUCGUGUCGCACGGGGCAGCAUGUGAUAGCUUUCCCAUUGUGGCCCACGCCUACCACCGGCUCGCAGAAGAGGGCAUUCCACCCACGGUGCUCAUCAUCGGCACGAACCACAGGUGCCUGGGCGCCAACAUCGCGCUGAGCCGAAGGCCAUGGCGAAGCCCUCUGGGCACCUCCCAGGUGGACACGGAGCUGCUACAGAGCUUCUUGGACUCAGGGUAUGUGGUGGAUGAGCAGGGGCAUGCCGCCGAGCACAGUAUCGAGAACCAACUGCCCUUCUUGCAGCACUUAGCGCCCGAGGUGCGGAUCCUGGCGCUGGGCCUCGCGCAGCUCAGCUUCGCGGAGGCCCAGAACUUGGCCCGAGACGUGGCGAGGAUCACCGCAGAUCGGAACGUCUUGAUCCUGGCCACCACCGAUUACCUACAUGCAGGGGAAGGUUACUACGACCAGCCUCCACGUGGUCUUCACCUGCACGAGUUCAUCCGUCAAAGGGAUGCCCCGGUUUUGGCGGCGGUGGCGGCCUUGGACAGCGAGCUCUUGCUGCGAACCGCCGGGGCCACCGGGAUGUGCGGGCUGUGGCCCGCUGUGGUGCUGCUCCUUGCCGCCCAGGAGCUGGGCUUUACAGAGUGCCAGCUCCUGAAAUAUGCCGUCAGCGGAGAGGCCAGGGCUUGCUAG